This is a messenger RNA of Erpetoichthys calabaricus (reedfish), 1722 nucleotides long. RefSeq names its product G patch domain and KOW motifs (gene gpkow). Gene Ontology annotation, cellular component: spliceosomal complex. Bases 112 to 1671 code for a protein of 519 amino acids. Lineage: Eukaryota; Metazoa; Chordata; Cladistia; Polypteriformes; Polypteridae. Gene Ontology annotation, molecular function: nucleic acid binding. The transcript is spliced from 11 exons. The record is from RefSeq and is a predicted model, not a curated record. Gene Ontology annotation, biological process: mRNA splicing, via spliceosome.
ACCUAUAAGCAUGCCUUUUAGCCUGUGAUGCAUUUGUCUUGGAGUGCACUACAUUACCCGUGAGGCACGCCGGCUACUUUCGGAAGUAAAAUUAUUUUCCGUUUCGCCAACAUGGCGGAUUUGGGAAGGAGUCUUGUUGAAGGAGAUGCUAUGGGUACUACUAAGGAAAAACUGCCAAAUGAAGUAAAUAAGAAUGUCUCGUCUGGCGUUUCUUUUGGCUUCAGUAGGACCGUCAGUAAAUUAAACAAUCAGAGUCUGAAACGCGACGUGCUAGAAAAGGAUUACGUCACAGAAGUAGAAGGUCGACAGAUUGUUUCCACCAAGCCAAUUGAAAAACCAAAAGAACUAAUAAUUCCUCUGAUCCACAAGAACCGCUGGUACAAAGAGGAUGCAGCAAACAAAGCUGAACCAAAGCAGAACAGUGAGAAACCAAAAGAAGACGAUGCAGUUGUAUCACAGGCGGUGAAGGAAUUAAUAGAAGAAUCCAGAAAACAGCAAGAUCAAUGGAGGAGUGGCCCACAUGUGGAUUCAAACCUGUCAAUUCCCUUGCUUAUGCAAAACAGAAUGCCAGAAGGUUAUGAAGAUGGUGACAAGUUAAAUGUUGAGUUGUUGCCACCAUGUCCUAAAGAAAAUGAUUAUGACAGUGUACCUAUUGAAGCUUUUGGUCUAGCCAUGCUGAAAGGGAUGGGCUGGAAAGAGGGUGAAGGCGUUGGGAAGACAUUUAAAGAGGUCAUCAAACCAGUUGAACUCCAGUAUCGACCCAAGGGUUUAGGCCUGGGUGCUGACAAAUCUGCAAUCAAGACUCAAGAUGAAAGUCGUACCAAGCGUCCACCCAAGCCUGGUGAGGAGCGAGCAGAAGAGGAGCCACAGGGUCUAGUGGUGGGGAGCAGUGUGCUGAUAGAGAAAGGACCCCAUAAGGACCUUUAUGGCAAGGUAGAAGGAAUGGAUCCGGACAAUGCAAGGGUAAUGAUGAAGCUUGCAAUUGGAGGAAAAAAAGUUACAGUCAGCCAGCACUGUUUGCGACUGGUCAGCCGCAAGGAGUACGAUAAAUACAGCAAAGACCUCAGUCGCCUGAGUAAAGCCCACAAGGAAAAAGAAAAAGAAAAGGAGAAGGAGAAACAGCAAGCCAAGUCACUGGAUGAAAUGAGUACACACCAGCAGUCAGAGAGUCGGGAUUCACAAAGAAGUACCCACAAACAUCAUGAAAAAAGUAGAAAAAGAAAGCAUGAAGAUGAUCACAAAAGGGAUGAAGUACAUUCUGGCAAAGAAACUAAGCCGAUGUCCAGCAACAGCAAGUCUUCUUCUAGAGAGCACUGUUGGCUUCAAAGAGACCUGCGAGUUCGAUUCAUAGACAAGCGGUUCAAAAAAGGCGACUACUACAAUUCUAAGAUGAUCAUUGAAGAUGUUCUAACUCCUGACACGUGUGUUUGUAGAACAGAUGAAGGCCUUCUGCUGGAUGAUAUCCAUCAGUCUAUGUUGGAAACCAUUGUUCCAAAAUUGCACAGUGAUCUUAUCAUGGUUGUGCUUGGCAAGAACAGGGGUCAGGUAGGAAGAAUUCUUCAACGGAACAAGGACAAAUGUUAUGCUUUAGUUCAGCUUCAUAAAUUUGAAGACCAAGUGUUUAAACUGGAUUAUGAUGCUAUUUGCCAUUAUAUUGGUGGGACAGCUUAGCUGAGUCUUCAUCUGCAUAAGAAUGCAAUAAUAUGUGGACAGCUUUAUUGA